AUGGCGCCUCGAGAGCUUAGCGGCAUCCUAGUAGCACUUAUCACGCCUUUCACCGACGAUGGAAAGACGGUGCAUGAGGGCAGGCUACAAGCACAUAUCAACCGGAUGAUCGAUGCUGGAGUCCAUGGUCUUGUCCCUGGAGGCACAACAGGCGAGUUCACAGCCAUGAAAUCAGAGGAGAGAAAGAACGGCCUGGAACUUGUCAUUAAAUACACAGCGGGAAGGGUUCCUGUUGUAGCUGGCAUUGGCGCCUUGUCGACGUGGGAGUGCGUCGAUCUAGCUACCCAUGCAGCUAAGGCUGGUGCUGAUGCAUUGAUGGUCGUUCCUCCGUUUUAUGAUCCUGUCAACUACCAGCAGCUGCGGACACUGAUGAAGGAGGUACACGAAGCAUCACACCUGCCCAUAAUGUUUUACAACAUUCCUUCUGCUAGCGGCAUCACCCUUUCCCCCACGGAGCUAGCGUCUCUGUCAGAAGUAGGCGUUCAAUACAUGAAAGACACAUCAGGAAACGCGCCGGCGCUGACGGAGCUGCUUUUCGAGCUCGAUGACAAGAUUACGGCAUUUAACGGCUGGGAUACCCUCACCUUCUACGGCCUUGCUGCAGGGGCCAAAGGUUCAGUGUGGGGCGCUACCAACAUCAUACCUGAGCUUUCAGUAGAGCUGUGGAACAAGCUGGCCGUUCAGGGCGAUCUUCAGGGCGCGCGAGAGCUGUGGAGGAAGAUCUUUCCCAUCUGCAAAUUCCUCGAGAGCCACAACUACCCUUCUGCGGUCAAGACGGGCAUGGAGCUGCGAGGGUGGGAGACGGGUGGCCUGCGAAGGCCGUUUGAUUUACUCGCAAAAGAGCAAACCGAAGAGCUGGCAGGCUAUUUGAGCUCGUUAGGGUUACAGACGGUGAAGGGCAAGUGGCUGUCAAACAACGCUUGA
Messenger RNA from Alternaria burnsii, 924 nucleotides. Its product is annotated as dihydrodipicolinate synthase n-acetylneuraminate lyase. Gene Ontology annotation, molecular function: N-acetylneuraminate lyase activity. NCBI's taxonomy places the organism in Eukaryota, Fungi, Ascomycota, Dothideomycetes, Pleosporales, Pleosporaceae. Bases 1 to 924 code for a protein of 307 amino acids. Gene Ontology annotation, biological process: N-acetylneuraminate catabolic process. The transcript has a single exon. The record is from RefSeq and is a predicted model, not a curated record. Gene Ontology annotation, cellular component: cytosol.